Molecule: messenger RNA, 3696 nt
Organism: Anopheles aquasalis
Lineage: Eukaryota; Metazoa; Arthropoda; Insecta; Diptera; Culicidae
Product: angiotensin-converting enzyme
Biological process (GO): proteolysis
Cellular component (GO): plasma membrane
Molecular function (GO): peptidyl-dipeptidase activity; metallopeptidase activity
Source: RefSeq, a predicted model, not a curated record
GCAGAUAAUCAGUCAGUGUCGGACUUGACGAGUGUGACGAUCGUUCUGAAACAACAAACUACAAAAAUAUUGUGGCGUAAAAGCAUCAGUUCCGUCGUUUCAAUGUGGUAUUAGGACGAUAUUUUUCCGUUCAGUCAAACUGUUAGAAAGUGCCAAAGAAUCAUGAACGCGUUUAGUAUAAGAGGCGUCUGCUUCUUCUUCGCGAUCGUUCUAUGCGUUUGCGGUGGUCCCGUUCAUCGCCGUUCCGUAGAAUCUGUCGCUUCGCCAGCGGAUGAUGAUAAAGAUGUUCGCCAGGGAAUCAUUGAGCUCGAGAAGUUGUACCAAAAAGUCAAAGCUAACCGAACGCACGCUGCUUGGGAUUACGCUUCCAACUUGACCGAACCGAAUUUGGAGAAGCAAAACCAAGCGGCUAGCCACUUCGCCGAUGUAGCACAGGAAAUAGCUCGCCUCGUAAGCCUGUACCCGUUCGAUGAGAUGGAGGAUGAUGAUCUGAAGCGACGAGCUAAAAAGCUUUCGACACUCGACGAUGCCGCUCUACCUGAUGAUAAGUUCAAAGAACUGCUCGCUGCGAUCGCCAACAUGGAAUCGAACUAUGCAAAGGCAAAGUUCUGUGCGUAUGGUGAUGAUACCAAGUGUGGGCUAACGCUUGAUCCUGAGCUGACGGAGAUUUUCGCCAAUCAUCGGGAUGCGGCCGAAUUGAAGCACUUCUGGGUGCAGUGGCACAACGCGACGGGUGCACCGACGCGGGCUGACUUCCAGAAGUACGUCGAUUUGAAGAACGAAGCGGCCCGUUUAAAUGGAUUCUCGUCUGCUGCCGAGAGCUGGUUGAAGGAGUACGAUGAUAUUACGUUCGAGCAGCAGGUCGAUGAUGUUAUCACUCAAAUCCGGCCCUUGUACGAGCAGCUUCAUGCCUACGUGCGGUACAGGUUGCGCCAGAAGUAUGGUGAUAAGGUUGUCUCGCCUACCGGACCCAUACCGAUGCAUCUGCUCGGCAACCUGUGGGCUCAGACGUGGGACAAUAUUGCUGACUUUACGGCCCCUUUCCCGGAAAAGAAGCUGCUAGACGUUACCGAUGAGAUGGUGCGCCAGGGAUACACACCACGACGGAUGUUCGAAAUGGGAGACGAUUUCUUCGUUUCGCUCAACAUGACAAGACUGCCACAAACAUUUUGGGAGAAGAGCAUUCUCGAGAAACCGACCGAUGGCCGAGAGCUGGUUUGUCAUGCUAGUGCGUGGGAUUUCUUUGGCACCGAUGAUGUCCGCAUUAAGCAGUGCACGCGUGUGAAUAUGCGCGAGUUUUUCGUGGUGCAUCAUGAGCUCGGUCACAUCCAGUAUUACUUGCAGUACCAGCACCAACCCAUCGAGUUUCGGCGUGGUGCCAACCCUGGCUUCCAUGAGGCGGUUGGCGAUGUGCUGUCACUGUCCGUGUCCACCGCGAAGCAUUUGCGCCGGAUUGGUCUGCUGAAGGACUACGUGGAGGAUGAGCAGGUCAAGAUCAACCAGUUCUAUAGGGCCGGUGUCACGAAGCUAGUCUUCCUUCCGUUCGCUUACACACUGGACAAGUAUCGUUGGGGUGUCUUCCGUGGGGAAAUCAAACCGGAACAAAUGGCGUCGGUGACCAGGGUGCGAGCACUGCUGGUGCUGCUAGUGGUGGCGAUCGUCCGUGCCAGCGACCCCGAGCUAGAACGCAGCGAACUGAACGCCCAGCGCUAUGUGGGAGAGCUCGAGGCCGAGAUUCUAGCUCGCAACAACAACGCCACCGAGCUUUCGUGGGCCUACGAGUCCAACAUCAGUGAGGAAUCGCUGAAGCAGCGGAACGAUGCCGCCUCGCGGAAUGCCAUCUUUUUCAAGGAAGUUGCCCGUGAACUGCGGGAGUACGAUUAUAACAGCUUUAAGGAUGCCGAUCUGAAGCGACGCAUCAAGAAGCUGACCGAUUUGGGGUACGCGGCCCUGAGUGAGGAGAAGUUCUCGCAGCUCGUCGAUGCGAUCUCGCGCAUGCAGGAGAACUAUGCCACGGCCAAGGUGUGCGAGUAUCGUAACGAGUCAAACUGCAACUUUGGACUCGAGCCCGAGCUGACCCUGAAGCUGGCGAAGAGUCGCGAUCCGGAGGAACUGAAACACUACUGGGUGCAGUGGCACAGUGUGGCCGGUAAGCCGGUGCGCAAGGACUUUGAUGAGUACGUGACACUGAACCGUGAGGCCGCACAGCUGAAUAACUUCACUUCGGGGGCCGAGUACUGGCUCGAUGCGUACGAGGAUGAUACGUUUGAGGCGCAGGUAGAUGCCGCGAUUGAACAAAUUCGUCCCUUGUACGAGCAGAUCCAUGCGUACGUUCGGUACAAGCUGAGGAAGUACUAUGGAAGUGAGAUCGUAUCGGAGAAGGGACCCAUUCCCGUCCAUUUGCUCGGUAAUAUGUGGGGACAGUCGUGGGAUAACAUCGCGGACAUUACUACGCCCUUCCCGGAUAAGAAGCUGCUCGAUGUAACGGACGAAAUGGUUCGCCAGCAGUACACUGCGAGGAAAAUGUUCGAGAUGGGUGACGAGUUUUUCACGUCAUUAAACAUGACGAAGCUUCCACCGACAUUCUGGGAGAAGAGCAUUCUUGAGAAGCCGAAAGAUGGAAGGGAGCUUGUUUGCCAUGCCAGUGCGUGGGAUUUCUACAAGAAGGACGAUGUGCGCAUCAAGCAGUGCACUCGCAUCACUAUGGAGGACUUCUUUACGGCUCAUCAUGAGCUGGGCCACAUCCAGUACUAUCUGCAGUACCAGCAUCUACCGAGUGUUUACCGAGAGGGUGCCAAUCCUGGAUUCCACGAAGCAGUGGGCGAUGUUAUUUCUCUGUCCGUUUCGAGCCCGAAGCAUCUCGAGCGCAUUGGACUUUUGAAGGAUUUCGUGAUGGACGAAGAAUCGAAACUGAAUCAGUUUUAUCAAUCCGGUCUCUCGAAGCUUGUCUUUCUGCCGUUCGCUUACACACUCGAUAAGUAUCGUUGGGAGAUAUUCCGAGGGGAUGUUAAGCCCGAACACUACAACUGCAAGUUCUGGGAGAUGCGUUCGAAGUACUCCGGCGUUGAGCCACCGGUCGUACGCAGCGAGGAUGAUUUCGAUGCCGCUGCCAAGUACCACGUUUCAUCUGAUGUAGAGUAUCUGCGAUAUUUCGUAUCGUUCAUCAUUCAGUUCCAGUUCCAUCGCGCCGCAUGCGAAAAGGCUGGCCAGUACGUGAGGGGUGAUCCGGAGAAGACGGUGAACAACUGUGACAUCUACCAGAGCGCGGAGGCGGGCAAUGCACUUAAGGCUAUGCUUGCCUUAGGAUCAUCGAAACCGUGGCCCGAUGCGAUGGAAGUGCUAACGGGACAGCGUAAAAUGAGUGCCGAUGCGCUGAUCGAAUACUUCCAGCCGCUUUACCAGUGGUUGAUCAAGGAGAACAAAGCCAUCGGUGCGCAUGUAGGAUGGGAAGCAACUGACAAAUGUAAAACAUCAUAGUUGCAUCCGAAGCUAACAUUUCAUAAGAUCCUAUAAUUUAUCGAAAUGUUAUAUCGCACGCUUUACAUCAUCUAUGACACGCGACGGUUCUCGGAAGCAGAAUUUCGAGAGCACAGACCCUCUGAUUGACAAUCAAUAAAAUCCACACAAAAAAAUAUCACUUCAUGCUGCUAUUUUGAUGAAGAAUCUAAAUACAAUCGCUCUUAUCUCUAGAGCUCC